ACAAAUCACUUCUUAACGAAUUCUGAACGUUGCCGCUCCAGCAAGUUCAACGUUUGAAAGGCGUUAAUUAAUUUAUGAAUUUGGUGGUAAUUAAUAGUGUAAACACUUAGUCGAAAUAUGGGGAUUAACAGCGGAAAGUACCUUUUAAUUGUUGGCCUCCUGUUGCUUGUUGGCCAAUAUAAAAGCGUUAGUGGGUAUCCUCAAGCUGCUAAGGCUACUGCGCUGGCAAGCGCAGAUGCGCGAUCCAGUGGUGACAACGCCGGUGCCCUUGCUGUGGCGUCUGCUGAGGCAGAUGCCGAUUUGAAGGGUUCGGAAACCUUUGGUUUUGGCUACUAUCCGGGUGUGAUUGGCGGUGGUGGUCUAUAUGGUCAUGGCUUAGGUUAUGGCGGCUAUGGUUACGGCGGGCGCUGGGGUUAUGGCGGCUACCACGGUUAUGGCGGUUAUGGUGGGUAUGGUGGCUACGGAGGCGGUUAUGGCGGUGAUGGUUAUGGUGGUCGUGGAGGAAUUGGUGGCGGUCAAGGUGGUUACGGUGGUGGUAGUCUAGGCGGACACGGUGGUGGUGGUGGUUACGGUGGCGGUGAAGGCGGCUUUGGUGGACAAAGCGGUGGUGGUUAUGGUGGCGGUCUAGGCGGAUAUGGUGGACAAGGUGGUGGUAGUGGUUAUGGCGGCAGACAAGGCGGACAUGGUGGUGGUGGCAGUGGUGGUGGAUACGGAGGUAGCGGCCGUGGUGGAUAUGGUGGCGGUGGCUACUAA
Bactrocera tryoni is the source of this 753-nucleotide messenger RNA. RefSeq names its product acanthoscurrin-2-like. The transcript has 4 exons. The record is from RefSeq and is a predicted model, not a curated record. Bases 118 to 753 code for a protein of 211 amino acids. Lineage: Eukaryota; Metazoa; Arthropoda; Insecta; Diptera; Tephritidae.